AUGAGUCAGGCUGAUGAAGGAAGUGCCACUGACCCAGAGGUGGCAACUGAGAAUGAGUCACCUGCCUGUGAGCCCACUGCAGCAGAUCCUGAGGAGGAGGAGGGACCCACUGACCUAACAGCAAGUCCUGCAUUUCAGUGUUUAGAUGAGCUAUUUUCUGCUGGAAAAAUCACAGACACCAGAGUAGCUGAGCUGAAGGAACAGUACACCCUGCUGCAUGAGGCUGUGAUAAGUUUACAGGAAUCUGAGAGCCAGCUGUUGCAGGAAGCUGAACGCCUGAGUGCAGAGCUGGAACAACAAAGUGAACUGGAAAAAGCAGAACAGUUUCCUGAAGAAGCUCCCAGUGAAGCUUCCCAAAUAAGGAGACAACUUUUCAGCUGCCGAAGUGAAUACAAUGCUAUUAAAGGAAGAGUGCAUGAAAAUCGGUUGAAGAUAGAAUGUUUGAGAGAAGAAAAAAAGCUUCUGGAAGAUGAAUAUGAAAGAAUGUCAAAAGAAAAGGCUGAGCUAGUUAGGAUCCUUGGUGUUCCAAAGCAACUUGCAAAAGAAACUGAGAAGUUGAAACAGAAAAAAAUUGAUGCAGAGAAGCAGAAUGAAGCCCUUAAUGACCAAAUAGAAGAAUUGAAUGGCACCCUGAAAGCCACUGAAAAAAGGACUGAAGAGAUUUUGCAAGAAAAAAAAGAUGUAAUGAAGGAAAUGGAUGAGAGACAAACUUUAAUACAAAAGAAUGAACGACAAUGCAAUAAUUUGACAAAAUUACUAGAAAUUAAUGCAGAGAAGGAAUUUGCCAUCCUAUCAGACAGACAAAUUCUGGAAAAUAAUUUAGAUAAAUGUGUCUCGGAGAACAAAAAUCAACAAGAUAUUCUCAGUCACCAUCAAACAAAGAAAGAUAAAGAACUGAAAAGUUUAAAAAAGAUAGAGUUACAACUGAAAAGCAUUUGGGAUUCCUUGGAAGCAGAUAAGGCAACACAUAAAAGACUCAAAUCGGAGGCAGAAAUUAACGCAAAGAACAAUGCAGCAUUAUCAGAAAGACGGCAAGAACUGCAGGAGGAGAUUGAAACGAUCAAGAGAGAUUUAGCUGAACAGGAAAUGAUAUCAGAAAGAGAUGCCCACGUGUUAGAAGAAUGCAUUGCUGCAGAACGCUUGCUUUUCAAAGAGCAGGAAAAAUGCAGAAAUGAGUUAUCCACACUUACACGUCUGACUUUGCUCCGAGCUGAUGAGAAGCAACUGAAAUGCAGGGAUAUUCAGAAAGCCAAGAUUCAACUCCAAAGUCUUGUUAAAGAACUAAAAAGAAUGGAUAGUGAACUAAUCAUCUGCAAAAAGAUGAAAAAAGAAAACGAAAAAGAACUCCAAGGAGUUACUAAGAUGUGUGAUCUUAUGCAAAUUGAAAAGGACAAAUCUAUAGAUUUGAUGCGUAUUGCUCAGUGGAAAGCAAAAGAAGGUGAAAACCGGGUAAAAUUGCUAGAAAAUAAUAUAGAAAAUUUAAGACAUGCUGUUAUGACCAGAGAAAGAAAAUUGCAGGAGAACUAUCUGAAGAUUAAAAAGAAUGAGAGAAUGAAAGAUUUCAUCCAAAAAGAUUAUGUCAAAGUUGAACAAGAGAUGCUAGAGAAUAAAGAAAAGGAAAAAUAUUUGCAUGUUGACAGACUUACUGCUGCAGCCACACACAUGGAAAAGGAAAUUUCACAGCUACGCAAAAAUUAUGAAAGGGUUAUUGAGCAACGAGAUGAGAGUGGUCUUUUGCUCAAAGAACGAGAAGAAGAACUGGGCAUUUUGUAUGAAAAAAUAAACAGGCAAGAGGUGUUGCGUAGGAAUGGAGAAACUAAGAUGCAGGUUAUGGAUGAAAAGAUCAGUUUGCUGAAGCUGAAGUUAGUUGAGAAAAAAAGAGAGGUUAAAUUGUGUUUUAAAGAACUCUCAGUGAAGAAUGCCCUGGAUGCACAACUGGUGAAACUUCAGAUACAGUAUUCCCAGUGUAGGGACAAGAUUAAAAAGCUGGAGGAAAACUAUGGUGAUGCCACAAAUGAGAACAGAAAGCAAGAAAUGGGAGGGAAGGACCCAUCUCCACCUGAGCUGCUAAAAAGGAUUGACAAGAUAGAGGCAGAGCUGCUGCAGAAGGAGCAGAGGCUGCUGAAGAUAGAUUUCCUCUGUGAGAACAUUUCUGACCUGACGGACAGAAUGCGCACGGUGGUGGAGAGCGGCAAGCAGGACAUGCUGCUGUUCGCUAGGAGGAGCAACGAACUGCAGAGGGAGAUAAAUCGAAAAACCCAGGAGAUAAGGGCUCUUUUUGCAGAGUUAUCCAUGAAGCAAGCACUUGCCCUUAAACUCCAGCAGGAAAUCAGAGACAAGGAACAAUCUGUGAUGACUGCUUCAUUGCUGAUAAGUCAAGACCUUUCCCCUCCUAAAGCAGAAAAGGUCGGGUGGGAGAUCCUAGACAGUGAGAAGAUACAAAAAGCAGAAGCUGAAGCCAGAGCUGAAGAGCCUGCAGAGGAGAAAGAAGGUGCACUACCCAGCCACCACCCCACUACCCCCGAGGAGGAGGAGGAGGAGGAGGAGGAGGAGGAGGAGAAGGAGGAGGAGGAGACUCCCUUCAGAUCAAGUGAGCCCUGGUCAAGACAUUUAAAAAAGCCUCCUGCUGAGCCAUCUGAAAUCUGA
Molecule: messenger RNA, 2646 nt
Organism: Camarhynchus parvulus
Lineage: Eukaryota; Metazoa; Chordata; Aves; Passeriformes; Thraupidae
Gene: CCDC146
Product: coiled-coil domain containing 146
Exons: 19
Coding region: 1-2646 (881 amino acids)
Cellular component (GO): cytoskeleton
Source: RefSeq, a predicted model, not a curated record